This is a messenger RNA of Leptosomus discolor (cuckoo roller), 3495 nucleotides long. Lineage: Eukaryota; Metazoa; Chordata; Aves; Leptosomiformes; Leptosomidae. The record is from RefSeq and is a predicted model, not a curated record.
AUGGAAUAUAGUACGUGGACUUGCAAUAGAAGUGCUGCUGAUGAAGACCUGCUUGAAAGUUUACAGUCAUUACGGAGUCAGCUGAGGAGAACUGAAAAAAACUUACAAACUGUAGAGGAAGAGCUUUCCAGCACUAGUACCAGUGAACGUUAUGGCCACGGCUUCGAUGAGGCUGUAGACUUCACUCUGGAGGACCUUGUUCAGCCUAAUUGCAGCUAUCAAGGCUUUUCCAACUGUAAGAAGAAUGCUGGUAAAACAUCUUGCCAGGAUUUUCAAAGAAACUCUGAAUCUUACUCAGUAUCUGCAACUUCUGCUAAAACUGUGGAAGAAAAUGAACAUCUUAAGGAGAAGCUGGAUGCCCUUCAUGAGCAAAAUGCAUCUUUGACUUCUCAGAACCACUACCUAAAGAACAGAGUGGAAACAAUGAACUUGGAAUUGAUGCAAUCAAAAACAAGAAUUUCUUUUCUUGAAUCGACUUUAGAUACACAUUUAAUCAGCAUACCGAAGCUGAAAGAACAGAUUGUAAACUUGGAAGCAGAAGUUUCAGCUCAAGAUAAAGUUCUGAGAGAUGCAGAAGAUAAACUAGAUCAAAGCCGGAAAAUAGGAAUGGAAAGAGAAAACAUGUUGCAAAGAUAUAAAAAGGUCUAUAAAAAUCUGAAAAUGGAGUUAAUUGAACGAAGCAAGCAAGGAAAGAGAGCAGAACAGCAAAGAAAUGAAGCUUUGUUGAACGCAGAGGAGCUGACAAGAAAUUUCAAAAAGUAUAAAGAGCAAAUAACUGAAAAGUUAGAAAAGGUUAAAGCUGAAGAAGUAAUCUUGGGAAAACGUUUAAUUAAUUGUGAAAAAGAAAAAGAGAAGUUGAAUGAAAAGUGUGUCAGCUACAGAAAGGAUCUAGACAUCCUAGAAGAGCAAUUGAGGCAAUUAAAAGAAGAGAAUCAUAGCACAAAAGAAGAAAUUAAGACUCUAGAGGCAAAGAACACUGAAGUGAUAUCAAUGCUGACUCAGUCUGAUCAGAAGAUCAUUGAGCUUGAGAGUGAACUUAGUGAAAAAGAAAUAGUACUUAAAGAGAAGAAUGCUCUAGUAAGUGAAAACGCAGAGCUGAGAGCACUUACUGCACAGCAACAUAACCGCUUGAAAUUAUGCCAUCAAGAAAUUGAAGACUCGAGGGAAGAGCUCAACAGACUAGAAACCAUUAUUUCCCAGUUAUCUCUAAGCACACCUGAAGAGAUUAAAUGGCACCAGCUAUCCAGUUCCUCAGCAAAGGAAGCGCUUUCUGAAUCUAGCUGUGAAUUGAAGAAACCUUUGAUUGCAGACCUAAGAGUUAAACUGGCAAUGAAAGAAGCAGAAAUUCAGAAGCCUCGUGCAAACUUAACUAUCUGUACCGGAGCUGAGCAUCUUUCUAAUGAUAAUGAAGGACAAGAGAAUAGCAGGUUAUGUGGCCUGGAAACAGAGCCUGUCAAACUGAUCAGCAGUGAAGGAGAGAGGAGAAAAUGUCAACAGUUGGAACUUAUCAGCAAACAAUUUGAAAAGGAGAGGCAAAGAUUCAAGAAAGAGAUAGAAGAGUUACGCACUAAACUGACAAAAGCAGAUGAUGAGAAUUCCUCUUUGCAGACCAGCAUGGCUCAGAGAGCCAGGCAGUUUCAAGUCAUACAGGAAGAUCUAUUGAAGAAGGCUUCAAAAACUAGUAGCUUAAAGAGAGAAAUAACAAAGAAAUCUUCUCAACUUUCUGCACUUGAAAAACAGUUGGAAGAAAAGACUACUGCACAUUCUGCUGCUGCAGCAAGAAACAUGGAGUUGGAACAGGAACUCAUGGGAAAAAACAGACGCAUUCAUGAGUUGGAAACAGCUAUCAGUGAAGAACGUGACCAAAUAACUUCUGCUUUUGAAAAAGCAAAGUUGGUUCACCUUGAGCAGCACAAAGAGAUGGAGAAACAGAUUGAACUGCUUCAGGCACAGCUGGAGAAGAAGCAUCAACAAUUCGUUGAACAAGAGAAAAUGAUAAGUGUUUUGCAGCAAGAUGUUAUACAUCAACAGCAUCACAUUGAAUCAUUGGAUGGGCUGCUGGUAGAAAGCAGAGAGGAAAUGGAAAAUCAAAAUGUCCAGAAAGAUCAAGGAUUGAAAGUGCUGAAAAGUCAGUUAACAGAAGAAAGAAUCAAAGUGAGACAACUUGAGUCGGCGCUAGAUGCAUGUAAGGAAGAAAUUGCAUUGUAUUUGAGUCAGUCACAAGAAAAUAAGGAGAUAUUUGAAAAUCAGCUCAAAAAAAAAUCUGAAGAGGUUCAUUAUUUACAGAAAGAAAUAAAACUAAAAGAUCAGAAUAUUCAGGACACAAGCGAACAAAAUGUUCUCCUGCAACAAACUUUGCAUCAUCAGCAGCAGAUGUUACAGCAAGAAACUAUUAGAAAUGGGGAGCUGGAAGAUAAUCAAAUAAAACUUGAAAAACAGGUAUCAAAUUUGGAACAAGAGCUUCAGAAGCAGAAAGCAUAUGCAGAAGACGAGUUGAGAAGGGUAGAGGAGAAACUUCACCUAGCUGCUCAGGAAGCAGAUUUAAACAGCCGGAAGGUGGAUGAUCUUAAUGGUACAAUCAGACAAAUGAAGUCAGAGAUGGAUCGGUGCAAGAAUGAACUUACUGCUAUGGAAAAAGAAGUAGUGCAAUUGAAACGAGAUGGCAAAGACAAAGCAAUGCAGAUCAAUCAGUUGGAUAUGACUUUGGAAGAAGCACGAUCAGAGCUCCAUGCAAAGGCAAAUGAGGUGAAUGAUUUAGAAGAUAAGCUGCUUCAAAGUGAGACUUGCCACAGGGAAGCCUUGCAGAAAAUAGCAGAACUAGAAUCUGCAUUACAGGACACCCAUGGAGAAUUAAAAAUCACUUCAGCGCAGCUUCGGGAAUUGCAAGAUGCCUUACAGAACGCACAGUCCUCUCUGGAGGAGAAGCAUGCUGCUAUCAUGGAUCUAACAACUGAGCUCAGGUAUUGCAAGGGAGAAAUUGAAGACAAAAACCAAGAACUCCUUGACAUGGACCAAGCACUGAAAGAAAGGAAUUGGGAGCUGAAACAAAGAGCAGCUCAGAUUGCACAGUUGGAUAUGACUGUUCGUGAACAUAGGGCAGAAAUGGAACAACAAAUAAUCCGGUUACAGUGCAAUUUAGAGAAGUCUGAGUUAGAAAUUAAGGAAUGCAAUAAACAGAUUGAGAGCUUAGAGAAGAAACUCCAACAUUCUAAAGAUAAGCUUCGUGAAAAAGAGUUUGAAUUGCUCCAGAGAGAUCAAGAAACAAAUCAGCUGAAGAAAAAAAUUGAAAGAAAACAACAGGGACUAGAAGCUCUUGAAAAGAACUUAAUGUAUGUUGAGAAACUUGUAAAUUAUGCUCAUUUUAAAAGCAAAUGCACUUCAACUACUAGAACAGUGAACAAAAAUGCAUUAAUAACUUCAGUCUGGGGGACAGAAUUUGACAAAGAAGCUGUGGACUUGACACCUCCAGCUAGUUUUGAUGGAUUUGUAAGAUAA